AUGCAGGAAAUUUUAUACGAGGUUAUCGAGAAAAGCGAAUCAUACAAAUUCAUCCGAAUGGCUGAUGAUCUUCACGAUGUGGCAUCAUAUCUUAAUGAUAUGCGUAUAUGCUUCAUUGCGUUAACAGUCACAGGAUACAUCGUUCUCAUCAUCUAUCUGUUUGUCUUCUGCUUCCGACGAAACCGGAGGAACCAGCCGCGACGUCGCUACGGAGAUUAUCAGUUGGAAUCUCAACGUGAGUUCAACAACACGCAGACAACCAACGAUGAUCUACAAACAACGGUGCGAAGUGAUGUGAACAGCAGCUACAUGGGCAGAAACCAUCACAGGUCACAUCAGAAUACGGCGCCAACGUUCAUGCGCCACGGGCACAUGAACCAUCAGCAGACGACACGACUCGUGGCGGACAACGACGGAUCGGCGGUGAAACACCAAAUACCACACAUUACAACGGAGGCGCCAACUGAGGAAAAAGCAAAAGUCCCCCAACUUGUCAAGGACUCCAUCGAUUCGUCUUGA
Molecule: messenger RNA, 519 nt
Organism: Caenorhabditis remanei
Lineage: Eukaryota; Metazoa; Nematoda; Chromadorea; Rhabditida; Rhabditidae
Exons: 6
Coding region: 1-519 (172 amino acids)
Source: RefSeq, a predicted model, not a curated record